Molecule: messenger RNA, 1787 nt
Organism: Solanum dulcamara
Lineage: Eukaryota; Viridiplantae; Streptophyta; Magnoliopsida; Solanales; Solanaceae
Exons: 2
Coding region: 296-1099 (267 amino acids)
Source: RefSeq, a predicted model, not a curated record
UCUUCUGGUAAAUGUCCCACGAUAAAAUCUCUCAAAUUUCAAUUUUCUCGGAAAGCAUAGAGAGAGCGACGAGACGAAAGAGAAUCCAUUUCUCUUCUGAUCUCUCUUCUCUUCACCCACACAACAUUCUCCAUUCUUCCAUACAAUGUAAUUCAGGUUCAGAAGAAAAGCAAGAAGUUUUUAAGAUUGAACCAAGAGGCUUGUUCCUUUGAAGGUCAGGGGUUGAUCUUCAAGUACAUGCCAAGUUUCAAACUCGAGUAAUUGUCAGUAAUAGCGAUUUAAGUUUCCCCCUGAUAUGUGGAGAUCUAUUUCGAAUGCCAUCACAAGCUUUGGACAGAAGAAGGAAUGUGGUGAGCCCAGUCAAGCUUGCCGCGAAUUCUCAGAUGUCGAUGAUGCUUAUUCUAAUGCCAGCAGUGAGGAAGAAGGGCUUGAAUGCCCAAUAUGCUGGGAGUCUUUUAACAUUGUCGAAAACAUCCCCUAUGUCUUGUGGUGUGGUCACACACUUUGCAAGCACUGUCUGUUGGGGCUUAAAUCAGCUUCUUGGAAGUUCUCCACUCAACAGGUCCAGAUUCCAUUAUUCAUUUCCUGCCCAUGGUGCAAUAUGCUGACAUUUCGGUUGGCGUUGAGCGGGAAUCUCAAAUUUCCUAGCAAGAAUUACUUCCUCCUCUGGAUGGUGGAAAGCAGAAAUGGGGACAGGUUGAAAUAUCCAUCUUCCAUAUGUAGGGAUCAUCAACAAGAAUGGUCCGUCUGGUGCACUUCAGUUACGGGGAACAACACCUCUGUCAUGAAUUACAGGAGGGUUCAUCGUCUAGGAUCUCCAGGGUCGAGCACCAGUAAUUAUAACCAUACUAGUGGUACACCUGCAUCACAGAGGGCCCACUCUUCUCUUCAUAAAUCCCUCGAUCUCUUUAUCCGUGUUACAUCCAAGUUUCCGUUAGUUAUCGUGUUUCUUCUGCUUGUUAUGUUUGCAAUACCUUCCUGUGCAGCCGUCCUAGUGCUCUACUUACUGAUCACAAUUCUCUUUGGACUUCCAUCUUUCCUAGUACUGUACUUUGCCUACCCUGCUUUAGAGUGGCUGAUCAAAGAGAUCACAGCUUGAAAUGUUUCUCUUCCAAUUUGUUUGAGAGAUUCUCUUUCUGAAUUUCUUAUUGUGAUCUUAGUUCUCUCAUAUCAAAGAUGGUGUAAAUUUCUUGUUUCAAGAGAGGUCUAAGACCUAAGUUUUUCUAGUCCCAAUAUGCAGUGACUAUCAUAUUCUUUUUCCUACCAAAAUUGGAACUCCUACCCUAAAGAAGCUUAGAGAUUUCAACUUGGUUUUUGAAUAGAGUUUAGGCAGUGAUGAUCAGUGUUUUCAAAGGCGUUUCGGGGUGAGUCCCGGGGUGGGGUGUAUCAAAAAUACUCUGGUGCAAAUUAAAGGCCGGUCCUAAAAGCGUAAAUACUGCCUUUUCAAACACUGGUGAUGGUUCCUCUAUCAUGUUCUUUUAUGCAACAAUAUACCAUUUCAUAAUGUGGUUUGGACUUAUUGUAGACUGGAGUUAUUUUCUUUAGUCGAAGGUUUAUCGAAAACAACCUCUCUACCUCUCAAGAUAGAGGUUAGGUCUGCACCCACACCCCCCCUCCUUGAAGCGAGGAGACCUCUUUUGUGGAACUGCACUGAUAUGUUGUUGUUUGAGCUUAUUGUAAUCAUCUCCUGGGAAUGAAACAUUUUUCCCCACAGAUCUUCUUCAUCAAUAGAUUAUAUUUGAAAAAAGAAAAUCAAGUUUUUGUUUUACAAUUUAAGUUUGUUAUUU